Messenger RNA from Carassius carassius (crucian carp), 1437 nucleotides. RefSeq lists its product as uncharacterized. The record is from RefSeq and is a predicted model, not a curated record. Lineage: Eukaryota; Metazoa; Chordata; Actinopteri; Cypriniformes; Cyprinidae. Bases 149 to 925 code for a protein of 258 amino acids. The transcript has 6 exons.
UUUGUGAAGGGGAGCUACAGGGGAUUUGUCUACUGUGGUGACGCAAAUGAGACAGCGGAUUCCCGGAUCACGUGACGGUACAAGCUAUCGUGGUGUCGUCUCAUUCAGGAUAGGAAAUUAAAUUCGUGUACUCAAAUAAAGUGACAAAAUGGCUCAUGCGUUUAAAAACUGUUCAAACCUAAUGGUCACCGGAGCCAGUCGAGGCCUCGGGCUGCAGAUAGUUGAGAGUCUAGUAACGGGAGGCUUCUCUCCCGGGAAGAUUAUCGCUACUGCUCGCAAUCCAGAUGGAGCCAAGGAAUUGCAAAUGUUGGCAGAAGAACAUCAACACAUACACAUUAUUAAACUGGAUGUUACAUGUCAGGAGAGUAUAGAGAGAGCUGCAUCUGAGGUGGAACAGCUUGUUCAUGAGGAAGGUCUGAACUGUCUCAUCAACAAUGCUGGAAUUAAUGUAGUUGCCAACCUUGAGACAGUCACCGCAGACAAGAUGUUGGAAAACUUCCAUACCAACUCUGUUGCCCCGUUGAUGAUCACCAAGGCCAUGCUCCCACUGCUGAAGCGAGCAGCUGCAAAGGGCACAGGGAUGGGGAUGGGCAUCCACAGAGCAGCAGUCAUCAAUAUGACGUCUCUUCUGGGUUCAGUUGAGCUGUACUGGGGUGAUCGUGCCAACACCUUCAAAUGGUACCCAUACAGAACAUCAAAGAGUGCACUGAACAUGGUCACCAGAUGCUUGGCAGUGGACCUGGAGGCAGAUGGGAUCCUGUGUAUGGCUCUGCACCCAGGCUGGGUACGCACUGAUAUGGGUGGACCUGAAGCACCAUUGAGCCCUGAGGACAGCAUUUCCUGUGUGUUGUCUGUGAUUGGUGGUUUGACUGAAAAGGAUCAUGGGUCAUUUCUUCACUAUACUGGUGAACAACUACCCUGGUGAUGCUGCAGAUGUUUUCAGAUGCAAGGAAAAAGAGGCUUUAUUUUUGUUUUGCUAUACAUGUAUAUUUAUAUACUGAAUAAUCAACAUUCUUGUUCUUAUCAUCCCUGCUUAUAAAAUGUUAUUUUAUUAUUUGGGAUGGUGAAUGUGACAGCAAUAAGAGAGGAUCAUGAUUAAAUUAUUUUGACAUUGGCAUUAAAAGCACUGAAAUAAUGAUAACAUCUUGUAAAUGAUAAACCAUCUUUUCAUCACUUAUUCUUGUUUAACUGCAACAAACAGCCAAAAAUUUGCGAAUAACAUUCAGAUUUUAAGCUAUAAUCGUAAAAUAAAGCAGGGUAUGACAGUCAUCAGAAAAGGACAACAAAAACUAUGUUUUAGCCUAUUUAUUAUUUAUUUAUAGCUUUGUAAAGCAUAAAAAUGAUGUAUGUGGCGUUUCACAUUAAAGAUUGUACUGAGUUUGCUAUUAUUGUUAAAUCAUAAAAAUAUAGAUGUAUGAAUAAAGCUGUAUUCUGGAA